UCAUCAUCAUUUCGUAAACACGGUUCAACAUUUACGUCUUAUUCGUUUCGGUCAUCCGGGUUGGUUGAAAGCGUUGAAAUAUUAACUUCAAAUACCUUGACCCGCUUUUAUGUUAUCGCUAUGGAAAGACACUUCCCAUGGUAAAAGUGAAAUGAUGAAAAUGGUGGUCUUUCUAGUUGCAAUAGCAGCAACUAGAGCUUUGCCUCUCUCGAAAGUGCACGUGAAAUUUAUUUCCCCUCCGCAUGUUUAUGAGCACGGUAUUACAACAGAUGGAGAUAGAACAAUAGAUCAGAGAUCCUACGUUUCUAUUGGACGAAAAAGCGCAACGGGAAAUGCUAAAGAAUAUGGACAACGUUUACGUAAUAAAGAUAUCGUUGCGCCGGUUCAUAUUAAACCGGAAAAUGCUGAAUCUCUAUGGCCUGUAGGCGUUUUCAUUCCACCGAUUGAUAUCAACGAUCUCGGCUAUAGUUCACAAGAAUCAAGACAUGCGACACCUGAUUUCUCCAACGGACUUGAAUAUCAUGACCCGUAUCUGUUGACCGGUGAGGAAGCAAUGCUAGCUGUAAAAUACCUUUAUGAUCAAGGUGAAUUAUUUUAUGAUGAUAUUCCUCACGAAAGAGCAUUGUUAAAAAAUCAAGAAGAAAGAAGACGAAACGGCCUUCACGAUCAUAUAUUAAGAAGUUUAAGGUUAACUUCUUCAUUCUCUAGGAAAUCAUAAUGUACAGGAAUUUUAUUUAUUUACACUAAUUUUAUUUAUUUGCAUAUUGACUAUUGAAUCAUAAAAAGAUGGAACAUCAUAAGUGAAAUGUA
Apis dorsata (giant honeybee) is the source of this 810-nucleotide messenger RNA. RefSeq lists its product as uncharacterized. Lineage: Eukaryota; Metazoa; Arthropoda; Insecta; Hymenoptera; Apidae. The record is from RefSeq and is a predicted model, not a curated record.